Symbiodinium sp. CCMP2592 is the source of this 1134-nucleotide messenger RNA. The record is from the annotation of a GenBank genome assembly. Lineage: Eukaryota; Dinophyceae; Suessiales; Symbiodiniaceae.
AUGGGGAAGAAGUCUGGAGGCGGCAAAAAGGGGAAACCUGUACAGACGGUGAAGAGCUUAAAGGCGAAGGCGGCAAAAGGCCGUGGCCAGGCAAAGGCCAAGGUCGGGAGUGUCCGCCAGCAGGCUCGGCAUGAAGCCAAGGCGUCCACACGAGCCUCGCGAGGACGCCGUGCCCAUGGCAAGGAAGAGGCAAUCAACGAGACACGGCAGCGCUUGCGCGCUAAGCUGCUGCAGAGGCAACUGACCCGAGGUCCAGCUGCAAAGCCUGGGGAAGAGCGGCGCGGAAUCUUGGUGGAGUUGGCAGGCUUUCAGACCGAAGCCGGGCAGCAGCGGUCGGCUAUUAGGUUGCUCCAAGAAGCUCUGGACAUGUCUCCAGAAGAUGCCGAUUUUCAGGUUCGCACACCGUUGCUAGCUUUGUACAUGGAUCGUGCGAUGACGGAAGAAGCAUCAUCGAUGCUGAAGGGUCCCCUCUUUGAAACAGGAGCAGAUGCUGAAGCUGCCAGCAAUGCAAAAAGAGAGGCUGCAACGGUCGGGCUCUACUCCUUGGCUCUUCUAAGCUACAUCAAAAUCCAUGUUCUGCAAGACUGCAAGAAGAAAGAUCGCGAGGGCAAACAGGCAGAGGUGUUGCAACGACUUCAAGCAGCUCAUCGCCACAACCCUUUCGUCGCCGAGUACAUAGCCUUUGCACCGGCCUUUGAGCAAGAUUUCCCACUGGGCUGCGAGCUGCCCCCAGCAGCAUCGGAUGGAAUCGUGGAAAGACAGGUCUUGGAAGCGCUAAGAUAUUGCUGUCAGCUGGGCGGCCGUGGCCAGAUACCGGUUUGGCAGGAUUCCGGCCCCUUUGUUCGCAAAUUUGUGCGUGAAGCUCUCUUUGAGGGCGAGGCUGGCCCGGAUGCCACGACAGACGUGAAGAGUGACCAGACGGAGGACGAGCCUCCUCCUCUUCCACUGCUUCCUCCCGCAUCGUCCCAGGAGCCUCCUGUUCUGACUCGUUGGAGACGCGCACGUGGGGCAGCGAUGCAGCUCUGGGCAUCCGACAUCGCUACUGAGGCUGGGCUUGGAGAAGGUCAGGAGGAGUGUGAAGAGGAGGAAGUCAGCUUUACAGAUGACGAUGCAGUGGAUGAUGACGUCUGCUGA